UUUUAUUUUUUAUUUAAAUGACUACACUGUCGACUAUGAAACAAAACGCAUAAAAAAUACGUCAAAAUUAAUUAAAAAAAAAUAUUUUAAUUUAAAAUAUUUACUUCCGAGGCUGUUGAAUCAAACCUGGCUGCUGUAAUCUCUCUCUCAGCAGCAGCAGCAGUAGCAGCGAUGGCAGCCGGGCAGUGAGACACAUGUCACAACAGUCUGAGCCGAAAAACAUUCACGCUGGGGCCGAGAGAAGAAACAUAAUUUGAAAAAAAAUGUCUCGGCACAGAAAUGUUCGAGGUUACAACUACGACGAAGACUUUGAAGAUGAUGACAUGUACGGACAGUCUGUGGAUGAUGACUACUGUAUAUCACCAGCAACAGCGAAUCAGUUCAUCUAUUCACGCCAAGAGAGGCAAGCACCAAGGGAGCAGCCUUUGGAAGAGGAAGAAUAUGAAGAUGAGGAUGUACCCAUGUCCCCUACCAUCAGCCACAACCUUGACCCUCUUGAUCAAGCCAAGCUGUAUUCCUGCCUGGACCACAUGCGGACAGUGCUGGGAGAUGCUGUGCCAGACUCAGUCCUGACCCAGGCAGCUAUAAGAUGUGGAUUCGACCCACAGAAGGCCCUGGAUGCAGUCCUGUCCGAAGACACUAAAACAGCCCCAGUUACCAGAAGCAACGUUGAAGAGACGACUUCGGUAGCAAGAGUUAACCAGGAGAAAGCGCCGCUUCCACAAAGAACCAAACCAGAGGCCGUGGCUGAGAAAGGAGCCUGCUUGUCUGCAUCUCACACAGACAUUACAUCUAAGGGACAUGCACCCCAGACCAAACACACACAACCACGAGUGCAAGAAAUUGCCCCAAACUUGAGCGACCUCUUAUCGCAACAUAAUAAGGCUGAGUCAGCAGUCGGCAGCUCUAAGAAUCCAAAUUUUAUCCCUCAAAAUCCAGAAGGCAGUGGUGCCAGUCUGGCACAGCUCAUGUCUGAGCAUGUGCAGAAGAGUAAGGCAUCAGGAGUAGUUGACACAGGGCGUGUUUUGGGUGUUCCCUCAUUAAGUGCUCUCACCAUAGGAUCUAAUUCACCUCCGUCCAUCACGUCUAAUCAGAGUAGUCUUUCACUGGGGACACUGGCAUCUUUAAACAUUUCUUCAGCAUCUCACAGCUCAGCUCCAUCCCUCCUUUCGGUUCCUCUUGGUAGUUUGUCACUAAACAACCCCAAUAUAAUAACUGCAAGCUCUUCUCUGGCCGCUCCUCCCGGGUUUGGGAGUCUCAGUUCAGUCCUACAGCGCAAUCAGCACUCGGUGGGAAUUGGGAUUGGAGUCAAAGCCACAAAGGCCGAUCCUAAGGGAAGCCCGUCAUUGGCUGAUUUAAUCCAGGAGCAUUCAAACCGCAGCCCAACAGCUGUCAGUACCUCCUUCCCUACUCCCCAAAGCAGCAUAACUUCUAUGAAGUGUCAGGGGUUCGCUGCACCAGCACAAACUCUCUCAUUGUCUGAACUCGCUUCACAGCACCAAAACAGGAACACGCCUGUUCAGUUUCCAUCCCAGAGCAAUGCACGACCAGAAAGCGUACUCACCUUUUCUAAACCAACCAACAUUACUCCUGCAUGCCUAGGUGGGACUGUUUCAUUGUCUCAGCUAGCCCUGCAGCAUCAAAGCAACAGCUCCUUAGCUUCCUCUAAACCCAACAGCACUGAAUCUCCAGCAAAUGCACUGAAGCAACCACCUGGUAUCUCCAAGCAGCUCUCUUUGUCACAUUUGGCGUCUGUUCACAAAGACAAAACCUCAACCACCUCAAAUGGGUCACAGUACUCUCUCACCUCCCUCCUUUUACCAGAAAAACCAGAGAUGGCUGGCAUGUUGGCAGAAAGCACUCGAGAGGGUGUGACCAAGUAUAAACACGACCACAAACCUUACCACCUAAACUCCAGGCUACGUAAGCCGAGGCAGAUGAUUGAUUUGAGCGCACUCAUGGCCCAGUCAGAUGGAGUGAGCCCUCGUCACAAGGACAGCGACCUCCCGUCACCGUCCCCUCUGUCUCCAGUCACCUUGGGGCUAGAUUCUUCUGUUUUUGCGCAGCCGUCGGUAUUUGCGAUUGCUUUGUCGAUUCGAAGCCGCAGACAACAGAAGAGGAUGAGAAAUAUGGGAAAAAUGAAAUGUCAGAGGACAGGAAGUAGAAACCAGGCUUUCCUCUAUACAUCGCAAGACGGUUCCCAAGAGCAACAUACUCAGCUCUCACCGAUUUCGCCGUUUCGCUUUGACACGCCAUCACCUGAUGACAUCGUCCGUGCUAAUCAGCGAAAAGCUUUCACUAGGUAGAACAAGUAAAAUUAAAAAAGCGCUUAAUUAAACGAGGUCGUGUGCAGGUUGGUGCUAAAUUGACUCACUCGGGAUUAAAACCUUUCGGUGGCUUUUACUCCAGCAACUGAACUAAACUCAGAGAGCUGCAGCGCUCAGGGUUUUCAGUCAUUUUGAGACAUUUUGACUGUGUCCCACUGUCAUUCGGAGUAAAGAAACAUUUGGGACCAGCAGUACAACAAAGCACUGCUAGAAACUGUUUUGCUGCAGCAUUAAUGUAUUGCUUUUUGUUUUAUUGUUGAGGCAAGCAAACACGUCUUACGUUGCUACUUUAUACAUCAUGUUUAAGUCCAACAGGAAUCAAAACCAACAAUCAGUCAGUCUGGCAGCUUUCAGUAAACUUUUCAGUAUUUUAAAAACUUUUAGAACAACUUUUUUUCUCAUUUACUGUAGUUACCAUUUUUUUUCCUACAUUUUAAAUUUGAGUCUUAUUUUUCUACGCUUGGAUGGCCAUUGGCUUUUUAAUUGACAUUUUUGUAUGAAAGUAAAGCAGUUUAAUCGUAUCCAAGAAACAAUUCAAAGUGCAUCUCUUUUCACAUGGCCUCUUUUCUAGUUUUGAGCUGCAUGAACCUUCAAAAGAGGAAAAAAAAAAGGAGGUUGAUUUUGUUUGCAGGUGUGCUUGCAGCUAUUGGAAUAUGGAUCAGUUAACCAUUGUACUGGUUUGCUGCUGCCUGUGUUUGAGAUCAUGGGGUAGACAUUCUGGGUUUUUUUUUAGGACACCUGGAGAUUUUCCCAUGAGGGAGCGAGAACACACACAUGCACGUGCAUACAUACAGACAGACACACACACACACACAUACACACACACACACAAAGACAAGUGAACACUUUUAAUGUUUAAUAUUGAAGAGGUGAGUUUUCUUUUGAGUGCCAGCACUACAAAUAAAGAGUGUACAGAAAGAGUCAAAAUGAAUGCCUUCAAAUUUGAUGAGAGGUUCGUGUUCCUGCUCUUACAAGCUUUUAAUAUUACAAUGUAACACGAUGUCAUCACACUCUGCCAGAAGUUAAUUUGUCAAUUUUCAAAUAAAGAUGACUGAAUUUAUUUACUCUGAA
Messenger RNA from Larimichthys crocea (large yellow croaker), 3398 nucleotides. RefSeq names its product HBS1-like translational GTPase (gene hbs1l). Gene Ontology annotation, molecular function: GTP binding; GTPase activity. Bases 264 to 2306 code for a protein of 680 amino acids. The record is from RefSeq and is a predicted model, not a curated record. Lineage: Eukaryota; Metazoa; Chordata; Actinopteri; Sciaenidae. The transcript is spliced from 5 exons.